UUUUGUCAUCUGUCAUUUGUUUGAUCUAUUUCCUCGUAUUCUAUUUUUAAAUUUUAUUUGAUUUUUUAGUGAUUUAUUUAAUGAUAGUGCUUCUUUUCUUUCAAUAAUUUCUUAAAAUCGUGUUUUAUAUUUAUUUAAGAUAACGUUGCACAAUGGUUAAUGCUAGUUUGGCGUAUGAAAUUCUUCUCUACAUAAAUUCAUUUUAUUUCGGUCUAUUUGCAAUGUGUGAACUGGGGACUCUCAUUCUCAAGUCUGUAGUGAUUAUAGAUAAAUACAACGAUGAUACGGAUCCUACUAAACUAGAUCCACUGAAAUUGGGCCAAGACUACGGUAUGCUGGUUGGUCUGUUCGUCAUAGAGGCCGCAAGACUUCUGUUGGGGCGCAAAGGCAGUCUCAAAGAAAGAGAUAUUCCAGUAAUGUUCUCGGUGCUGUUGACUAUACCAUCCAUCAUUGGUGUGCUGUAUCUUCUCAUCUGGCAAGUAGUGGUGCUGCGAAUAGAGUACAUUUGGUGCACUCUCAUGUUGUGCAUCCAACUACUGGAGUUCGUAUUUGCAGUCAUGUUUGUUGUCACCAUGUGUAAAGGACCUUCAUAUGACUAAUAAGGCAAAGAAACAAAGUGAAGGCACAACAUAUGAUUAAUAGUUUAUUUAUAAAUUGUGAAUUAUGCAAGUGUGGAUUUUCACAUGCCAGUGUCAAGCCAUGCACAACAAAUGAGUAAUGAGUGUUUAUUAAAAAAUGGAAUGAGUAUGGGAAUGCACCUACAGGAAUGUUCCUACUUUUUGUAAGUACUUUUUGACAGCUCUAAAUUUUAUAAAAUUCUUAUUGGUACUACCUACAUUCAUGUAUUACAACAAAUUAUUUAAAAAUAUAUUUUAUCUUGUUAAACGAUAAAUGUUGUUAUCCUAUAUUUAUUCAUUUAUAAGCACAAGUGUGUAUUUAAUGUACUUAAUUGUAAGACAAGUUUUUGAGUGCAGUUAUUCUGCUAUUUUCUCCAUUUUAAAAAUGAACACCAAAGUAUUUUCAUAUUUAAAUAAGAUGUGUAAACUAUUUAUCCAUGUUGUCAUUUUAAAAUUAGCUUUUUAAUAUUUCUAUGUUUGUGUAAUUGUGAAAUGAAAUCAAGUCCGUAAGGAACAAAAAGUGAUAAUGUGGCCUUUAUUUAUAAAAUAUACAACUCAUUGUUGAUAAAUCUUCCAUUGUGCAGUAGAGAAUUAUUGUGAACACCAAAGAGUUUAGAUGUAUAAUAAUGGUGCCUAUUGGGGGAACUGAGAGCUCUUAAUCUAGUGCUCUCCUUCACUUACAAUAAGUGAAACAAAGUGAUAGCACUAGUUUUAGUCCUGUCAAAGUUGGUGGUUGCCCGAAUUGGCACCAUUCUCAUACCUGUAUAGAGUUUAUAAUCCUCAUGUGUACCAAACUAAAAUACAUACCUCAUUGUCUUAAUACCUUUUUAUACAAUCUCAACGCACAUGACAAAUUGUAUUAGCCAAAUAAAUCUAUUCUAGUCCAAUAUAACUUAUAAAACAGCUAUUUAUUUAUAAGGCAUUUUAAGAAUUUAAUGGUACUUUAUAUUGUACUUUCAGUGUUAAAUUAAAUGAAAAAUUAUA
Messenger RNA from Pectinophora gossypiella (pink bollworm), 1601 nucleotides. RefSeq lists its product as uncharacterized. The coding region runs from base 153 to 599 and encodes 148 amino acids. Gene Ontology annotation, biological process: non-motile cilium assembly. NCBI's taxonomy places the organism in Eukaryota, Metazoa, Arthropoda, Insecta, Lepidoptera, Gelechiidae. The transcript is spliced from 2 exons. The record is from RefSeq and is a predicted model, not a curated record. Gene Ontology annotation, cellular component: ciliary transition zone.